Molecule: messenger RNA, 2698 nt
Organism: Chrysemys picta bellii (western painted turtle)
Lineage: Eukaryota; Metazoa; Chordata; Testudines; Emydidae
Gene: ZNF410
Product: zinc finger protein 410
Biological process (GO): regulation of transcription by RNA polymerase II
Cellular component (GO): chromatin; PcG protein complex; transcription regulator complex
Molecular function (GO): DNA-binding transcription factor activity, RNA polymerase II-specific; RNA polymerase II cis-regulatory region sequence-specific DNA binding
Source: RefSeq, a predicted model, not a curated record
UGGAUGCUACCACUGAUCUAGGAAUGGGGAGGAAGGAACCUACCACCUCUCUCAGAGUGGGAAAUGGAACCUACCUCUAGACUGAGCUGUGGGGGAGGAUGGAACAUACCACCAAGCCCACCUGUGGGGAGGGGGACAGGCUAACUCCCUCCAGAAUCAGGUCUUGAGGGGGAGAGAUCAUCAGACUUGCACAGUCCACUGUGGACCUGCACGCCAGCCAGAACAACCAGGGCUGAUGGCAUCAUAGCAGGCAUCACAGUGAGAUUCCCAGGUCUGGCUCGCUCAAUCCUGCAAAUCCAUGAAUCUCUGGGGCAGCCCCACAGGCAAUGCCAGGUUAAAUUGAAUAUCUGCCUAGCACAGCUUCUUGCAGGAAGACUGCACUGCUUUAAGUCUAGGAGACUAUGAAAAUAAUCAGAGGGGACUGUUCACUCUGAAUUCUAAACUUGUGCCUUGCCCAGAACAGCUGCGGGAAUCGGAAACUUGAAUCAAUGUUAUCGGAUGAGUUAGAAUCCAAACCAGAGCUGCUGGUUCAGUUUGUUCAGAACACCUCUAUUCCACUGGGGCGGGGGCUGGUGGAAUCAGAACCUAAAGGCAUCACCUGUCUCUCCCUCCUUCCUGUUACUGAGACCUCAGAAUGCAACAGACUGAUGUUGCCAGAUGAUUCUCCAAGUCACACUAACGCCUCCAAAGAUGUUCCUUCAUCUGCUGUCUUGAGAAGCCUUCAGGUAAAUGUAGGCCCUGACGGCGAGGAGACAAGGGCACAAACUGUACAGAAACCACCUGAGCUCCUGUCAAGUCCAGAACCUUCCAGUUUAUUGCAAGACCUCCAGCCCAGUGACAGCACCUCCUUUAUUCUCCUCAACCUAACAAGAGCAGGCCUGGGCUGUCCAGCAGAGCACCUUGUGUUCGUUCAGGAUGAAGCAGAGGAUUCUGGGAAUGACUUUCUCUCCCAUGACAGCACGGACAGCAGUACCCCAUGGUUUCUACGAGUGCAGGAAUUGGCCCAUGACAGUUUGAUUGCUGCCACUCGAGCACAGCUCGCAAAGAACGCCAAAGCAAGCAAUAAUGGUGAAAGUGUUCAUCUUUGCUCAGGAGAUGGGCAGCCAAAAGAUUCCAGCCCCAUCCCUCACCUGUCCCGCGUAGAGAAGAAGCUGAAGUGCACAGUUGAGGGCUGUGAUCGGACAUUUGUGUGGCCAGCCCACUUCAAAUAUCAUUUAAAAACUCACAGGAAUGAUCGUUCCUUCACCUGCCCAGCAGAAGGCUGUGGGAAAAGCUUCUAUGUCCUGCAAAGGCUGAAGGUGCACAUGCGAACUCACAAUGGUGAGAAACCAUUUGUCUGCACUGAGGUGGGCUGUGGGAAGCAGUUCACAACGGCUGGGAAUCUGAAGAACCACCUGCGGAUUCACACUGGGGAAAAGCCCUUCCUGUGUGAGGCACAAGGAUGUGGUCGUUCCUUUGCUGAAUACUCCAGCCUUCGGAAACACCUGGUUGUCCACUCAGGAGUGAAGCCCCAUCAGUGCCAAAUUUGUGGGAAGACAUUUUCCCAGAGUGGUAGCCGGAAUGUGCAUAUGAGAAAGCACCACUCCAGAAUUGGAGCUGCUGGAAGCAGAGAACGAGAGCAACCAGAGUCGCUGCUGGGCAGCAGUUUGCUGGAGGAAGCAGCUGUGCAUAGUAAGAAUCUGAUCUCCAUGAACUCUCAGCCUCGACUUGGCGUGGAGUCUCUGCACCUGCCAGAUACUGAGUCUAUUAUUGGAGUAGAGGAGGAGGUUCUUGCUGAAGCAACACCAGGAGCCCUCCAGUCAGCACCUGAUGUGGUUUUGCCACAGUCUCAUCACCUGGUCACCAUGUCAACAGGGAGACACUCCUAUGGGGUGUCUGCUUUACUACAGUAAAUCUACAGUUACAAAAGGAAGAAGAAACCAAUGAUCUAGUAAGAGAAGACACAGGAUGUAAAGUUAAAGAACAGACUUCUGCGUGCAGAUCUCUUAAAGGAGAGAUGCAGGACCUGAAUCCAGAGUACAUGCUGUGCAGGCAGCUUACUUUUCAUGACUUGCUGCAACAAAAACUAAACUGUAGUCCAGAAUGGGAUAUGAGAUGUAGAACAUGAGGGUUACUGAAGCAGAUUCCUGAAGCUAAAUUCAGGAGCCACUAAUCAUGUUGGACUGACAAGUGGGACUUUCUAAACCUGCCGUCGGGAGGGAUGCAGCACUUCCACCACUGCAACGUCAAACCACUUUCACCUGAAGCUGAAGUUUGUUCACAAGCUCCAGCACGUACAAGGCAUUAGUAUUGCUUAAGCAACUAAUAGGGGCUUUUCUUAGAGGAGAAUAUUUAGGGUGUUGUGGAUUCUAAACCAGAGCAUUGCAGUCCAUUCUUCUUUCUGAGUUUUGAAGGUUUAUUUCCAGGGUGACCCUAACUAGAAUCUGAGGCUCUUCAUUGAGGAGCAGGAGCUUCUCCACCACUCUUCCUUUAUGAAAAUAUGUUCCAGAGAGUUCCACCUUGCCCCAGAGUCUGAGGCCAGACACAAGUUAGAGGAUUACCUCAGAGCCAGCUCUGCUGCUUGCUUUGCCCCAUAUUUCUUCAUUUCUAAAAUGCUUAUUAGUAUGUUUAGUUUUUUUUAUUUAAAAAUCAGAGGUAGAAGAUUUUAAGUGUUUACUGUAUUGUAAAUAAACAGCCUGUUUCGCUCUUUGGCUUCUGA